AUGAGAGUAAUAAAUAUACCACCAAAUCAGUCAACAUCCAAGGGAGGAACACUGGGUCCACAAACGUCUAUCCCGCCGAAUCAGUCCACACCAAAAGGAGCAACACUAGGCUCACAAACGUCCAUCCCGCCGAAUCAGUCAACAUCCAAGGGAGGAACACUCGGCCCACAAACGUCUAUCCCGCCGAAUCGGUCCACACCAAGAGGAGCAACACUCGGCCCACAAACGUCACUACCACCAAAUCAGUCAACAUCUAAGGGAGGAACACUCGGUCCACCAACGUCCAUGCCUUUAAAUGGUGGCCCAACGUCAAUGCCACCGAAUCAGUCAACACCAAAGGGAGGAACACUUGUUCCACAAACGUCAGUGCCACCGAACCAGUCGACACUAAAGGGAGUAACACUCGGCCCACAAUCGUCCAUGCCUUCAAAUCGUUCUCAAACGUCAAUGCCCCCAAAUGGUGGUCAAUCGUCAAUGUCGUCUGGCCAGACAACAGCAAGGGCGGUCACAGUUGGUGCUCAAACGUCAAUCGUGAGGAGUGCCGGUACAACACAAGGAUCAAGUGGUAUUUCUGGUGCUUCGCUUACGGGUGGUGCAACGAGUCUCCCACCAUUGAGCACGGGAACGGUGUCCAGCUUUGUUGGGCGACGGCGGCGUCGAUAUCUCUUUCCGUGA
Molecule: messenger RNA, 675 nt
Organism: Rotaria sp. Silwood2
Lineage: Eukaryota; Metazoa; Rotifera; Eurotatoria; Philodinida; Philodinidae
Source: the annotation of a GenBank genome assembly